This is a messenger RNA of Closterium sp. NIES-65, 1548 nucleotides long. Lineage: Eukaryota; Viridiplantae; Streptophyta; Zygnematophyceae; Desmidiales; Closteriaceae. The record is from the annotation of a GenBank genome assembly.
AUGAGGCGCCGCGAAGUGGCGCUAUGCAAGGAAGCCCCCUCUGAAGUACGGGCUGCCAUCCGGAAGAAGUAUGAGGCUAAGGCUGCAGCGGCGGAUCAGCGCCGCCAGGCGACAUCGGAUGCCAUUGCGUCGGUCACCAGUGGCGGAAAGAGGAGCCGCAUUACUGACUACUUGGAGACGGAUGCGGCAGCUGCGAAGCGCGAUGCACACGAGGCGUUGGCGCUGAUGCCCGUGGUGGAGGAGGUCGGUCCCGAUAACGUGGUGGCGUUCUGCACGGACGGUGGGUCCAACUACGCGGUGGCGUGCAACGAGCUGAUCGCGGAAUGGCCGCACAUUCAACACGUGCCAUGCGCCACCCACGUGUUGGACCUCUUCAUGGAGGACGUCGGCAAGAUGACGUGGGCCAAGAAGGUGGUGGACACUGCGGGCGAGAUCAGCUCCUUCGUCCGCAACCACCACUGGACAAGGGGAUACUUGAGGACCCCCGGACUGGUGGGUGAAAAGAUGCUGCAGGCGCUGAAACCGGCUGGAACCAGAUUCGGGACACAGUACAUUGUUGUGUCCCGUCUCUGUGAGCUGCGGCAGUCGCUUGCACAGAUGGUGGUGUCUGAUGUGUGGAAGGGUUGGGCAGUUGGGGAUAGGAAGAAGUCUGCGGAUAAGUUUGCGUCACAAGUUCUUGAUGACGCGUGGUGGCGGACGGCGGAGUUUUUCUCCAAGCUGAUGAAGCUCCCGUUCAUGGCAAUGCGUAAGACCGAUGGGGAUGCCAAGGGGAUGAUGGGCCGGAUGUAUGAUGUGAUGCUGCAGUUGACCGAGGAUGUGGGGACAGUGGUGGAGGAGGAUGAGGAGCAGCUGAGCUACUCCGACAAAGUGAACAUCCGCCGCCUGCUGAAGAACAGGUGGGACGACAGCCUGGCCUGCCCCAUGCACGUUGCGGGCAGAAUUCUCAACCCGGCGAACCAGGAUGAAGACAUCUUCGGCUCAGACGCGGAGUGCACUAGGGUAUUCAAAACGUACAUCACUCAGCACGCCGAGCACCUGUGCAAUUACGGGAAGGAGGGGGAUGAUGGGGAUGACAUUGGCGAGGUUUUGAUGGAACUGCAGGACGGGGUGAGGGCAUUUCUGGAUAUGAAGGGAAGCUUCGGGAUGGGGGAUGCAAUUGCUCAGAGGAACUUGGUCAAGCAAGGCAAGUAUGACAUGGUAAAGUGGUGGCAGUGGCACGGCACUGACGCACCAAAGCUGGCGGCCCUAGCCAUCAGGACUCUCUCUCAGCCCGUGUCGGCUUCACCAUGUGAGAGGGGAUGGUCAACGUGGGAUGGGGUGCACACGGCCCGCCGGAACCGGCUUGGCUCUGCCAAGUGCCGGGAUUUGGUUUUUGUUGCGCACAACUGGAGCGUUGUGCGCAACUGGCAUUCCCGUGCAGAUGUCAUGCCGGGUGUGGUGCUCGGGAACAUCCCGGAGCCUCCCGUGCCCGAGGGCUACAAUGUGAUGGAGGGGGAUGAGGAGGAGGAGGAGGGGGAAGACGACAUUUUGGAGGAUGAGUAUGCGUAG